Messenger RNA from Perca fluviatilis (European perch), 1341 nucleotides. It is a transcript of the gene slc35a3b, whose product is annotated as solute carrier family 35 member A3b. The transcript is spliced from 8 exons. The record is from RefSeq and is a predicted model, not a curated record. Gene Ontology annotation, molecular function: UDP-galactose transmembrane transporter activity. The coding region runs from base 204 to 1196 and encodes 330 amino acids. Gene Ontology annotation, biological process: pyrimidine nucleotide-sugar transmembrane transport. NCBI's taxonomy places the organism in Eukaryota, Metazoa, Chordata, Actinopteri, Perciformes, Percidae. Gene Ontology annotation, cellular component: Golgi membrane.
ACUCUAUGUCUACUCAGGGUACAUGCCUACCGCAACAUUUUCCAACUUGCAGCGUGUGAGAGAGUUGUCUGUAGCGGUCGGAGUUUUAAAGAAGAAGACUAUCCAGCAAAUGAGUGUCCGGACACCUCAUCCCCCUACCCAGCUGAGAUCCAGUCCGACAGACUCCUUGGCUGUCUUCUGACUCGGGCACAGAGUCCACCACGAUGGUGCUGUCCUCGCCACACUCCUCCAGGCUGAAGUAUCUGUCUCUGGGGGUGCUGGUGUUGCAGACCACCUCCCUGGUGCUCACCAUGCGCUACUCCCGCACCCUGAAGGAAGAUGGACCCCGCUACCUGGCCUCAUCCGCUGUGGUGUCGGCCGAGGUGCUCAAGAUCUUCGCCUGCACCCUCCUCGUCUUCAUUGAGAACAAUUUCAGUGUGCAACUGCUCAAGGAGGAGAUUGUGAACAAGCCCGUGGAGACCAUGAAGUUGGCUAUUCCAGCAGUGAUCUACACACUGCAGAACAAUCUGCUCUAUGUUGCCUUAUCCAACCUGGACGCAGCCACCUAUCAGGUCACGUACCAGUUAAAGAUCCUCACCACAGCACUGUUUUCUGUCUCCAUGCUGGGGAAGAGGUUGGGCAUCUACCAGUGGCUCUCACUGCUCUUCCUCAUGGCCGGAGUCACUCUAGUGCAGUGGCCCACAGAGUCUGAAGGUGACUCUGAGCAGAAGAUCUUGUCUGCAAGCUCUCAGUUUGUUGGACUGAUGGCUGUGCUGAUGGCCUGUGUGUCCAGUGGCUUUGCUGGAGUUUACUUUGAGAAAAUCCUCAAGGAGACUAAACAGAGUGUGUGGGUCCGUAACAUACAACUGGGUUUGUUUGGCUUUGUGUUUGGCUUUGUAGGAAUGAUAGUGUAUGAUGGCCAGAGGGUCAGACAGUCGGGAAUGUUUCAGGGCUACAACACAAUCACCUGCACAGUUGUUGCCUUACAGGCUCUGGGCGGCUUGGUCAUAGCAGUAGUCAUUAAAUAUGCAGACAACAUCCUCAAAGGAUUCGCUACCUCUCUGUCCAUCAUCGUGUCCACACUCAUUUCAUAUUACCUGUUGGAGGACUUUAACCCUACAGGUGUAUUCUUCCUAGGGGCAGUGCUGGUUAUUGCUGCCACAUUUCUCUACAGCAAUGAGCGCAAACCUGCCAGUAGCAGCGCCAUCAAAGUAUAAACAGAGACCUCUGUGAAUCGGGCUCCCUGACAGAAGUGAUGACAGGCAAUCAACAUAGACCGAGCAAGACUCUAUGAACUUUGGCAGUGAGUUUGGCAUGCGGAAAUUAGAAAUGCGGGAAAUUUGGAUGUGAUUUAAUCUGUUA